GGCCGGGGCCGGGGCCGGGGCGGCGGCGGCGGGGCCGGGACAGCGGCCGGCGUCCAGCUCCUUCUCCCGCGGGGCGGCGUCCCCGGACGGUGUCCAGCUGCGCCCAAGUCCGGCCGGUGCCGCCGGGCCGCCUCCGCGAUGCCCCCGAAGAAACAGGCUCAGGCCGGGGGCAGCAAGAAGGCGGAGCAGAAAAAGAAGGAGAAGAUCAUCGAAGACAAAACUUUUGGUCUAAAAAACAAGAAAGGAGCAAAGCAACAGAAAUUUAUCAAAGCUGUCACCCAUCAAGUUAAAUUUGGCCAACAAAAUCCACGUCAGGUAGCACAAAGUGAAGCUGAAAAGAAAUUGAAGAAAGAUGAUAAGAAGAAGGAAUUACAAGAGCUAAAUGAGCUGUUCAAACCUGUAGUUGCUGCUCAAAAAAUAAGCAAAGGUGCAGACCCCAAGUCUGUGGUAUGUGCGUUCUUCAAGCAAGGACAGUGCACUAAAGGAGAUAAGUGCAAAUUUUCUCACGACUUGACUCUGGAGAGAAAGUGUGAAAAGCGAAGUGUUUACAUCGAUGCGAGAGAUGAAGAACUUGAAAAGGACACUAUGGAUAAUUGGGAUGAGAAAAAACUGGAAGAAGUAGUGAACAAGAAGCACGGUGAGGCGGAAAAGAAAAAACCAAAAACUCAAAUAGUUUGCAAGCAUUUCCUUGAGGCCAUUGAAAACAACAAAUACGGCUGGUUCUGGGUCUGCCCCGGCGGGGGUGAUAACUGCAUGUAUCGCCAUGCACUUCCCCCUGGAUUUGUAUUGAAAAAAGAUAAGAAGAAAGAAGAGAAAGAGGAUGAAAUUUCAUUAGAAGAUCUAAUUGAGAGAGAGCGGUCUGCCUUAGGUCCAAAUGUUACCAAAAUCACGUUAGAAUCUUUUCUUGCAUGGAAAAAAAGGAAAAGACAAGAAAAGAUUGAGAAACUUGAACAAGACAUGGAAAGAAGGAAAGCAGACUUCAAGGCAGGGAAAGCGCUCGUGAUCAGUGGUCGUGAGGUGUUUGAAUUUCGUCCUGAGUUGGUUAACGAUGAUGAUGAGGAGGCCGAUGACACCCGUUAUGUCCAGGGCACAGGUGGUGACGAGGUUGACGACUCAGUGAACGUAAAUGACAUAGAUCUAAGCCUCUACGUCCCCAGAGACGUAGACGAGACAGGUAUCACUGUAGCCAGUCUUGAACGGUUCAGCGUGUGCGCUUCAGCAAAGGACGAAAACAAAUUAAGUGAAGCUUCUGGAGGCAGGGCUGAAAAUGGUGAAAGAAGUGAUCUGGAAGAGGACAGCGGAGGAGAGGAACAGGAAACUGGAGCUGUGGAUGCUGUUCCUGUGGACGAGAACCUUUUCACUGGGGAAGACUUGGACGAGCUAGAAGAAGAGUUAAACACACUUGACCUAGAGGAAUGACGCCCGGCAAGGCAGUGAAAAAAUUAAGGCAGCUCAGCACGAGUUGAAAUUGACUACGUUGAUUUUUUUUUUUCCCCCCCACCUAGAAUUCUUCAACAGAUGUUUAUUUCCCAUGCUGAUUCUGGAGGGCUUACUCUCCCACCAAAAAUUCUCCCUAUGUCUUGUCUUCUGACUUUGGCUAUAUCUCAUAGUAAGUUCGGACAGAGUAGUUCAUGAGAAAUUGAAAAUAUAAUGGUCAUUGCAGUAAAUGAUUGGUCGAUGUACCUCUUCACUCAAGUAGGAAGUGUAAUUGUUUAUCCAACCGUUUGAUUUCCACUGGGCAUGUGUUAACGACAAGGACAACAUAAAUUGUUUAAUCGAAUAGGAAUCAUUCGAUGCAGUUUUCAGUAAGUGGUUUCAGUUCCUCUGUAUUUAUACGUGUAAAAGGCUGCCUAAAGUCAGCGCUGUCCUGCACAGAGGAAGUUUAUCUUUGGGCAUUUAGGUGGACGUUGAUAAUGAAGCUUCUCUACUUCAGCAGGAUCAGCUGCUAUGCCCUGUGUUAAAUUGUUUCAAAACUUUCCCCUUUUGCCAAUAAAGUUGUAAAUAAAGAACAUCAAACAUUACAAUCCAAA
Molecule: messenger RNA, 2030 nt
Organism: Erinaceus europaeus (western European hedgehog)
Lineage: Eukaryota; Metazoa; Chordata; Mammalia; Eulipotyphla; Erinaceidae
Gene: ZC3H15
Product: zinc finger CCCH-type containing 15
Exons: 10
Coding region: 139-1419 (426 amino acids)
Biological process (GO): cytoplasmic translation
Cellular component (GO): cytosol
Molecular function (GO): mRNA binding; metal ion binding
Source: RefSeq, a predicted model, not a curated record